CCUACCCUUUCCUGUUUAGACAGUUGUGUGCAUUGAAAAGUAUGUUCAAGUCUUAAAUGUUACUCCCACCGAAUCACAUCUUAAAUCGGCUAGUGCAGUGUGAAGAUUCACACAUCUGAUCAAAUAGUUUGAAGAUUCAUUUCAUCUCAGGAAAUUAAGCAAUCUCCAAGCUCCCAAUGGCUUCUAACCAAAUUGAAGAUUUCCAAGUUUUCCCACCCCUAAGCCCAGUUUCACAGAUCAUCAGUAGCCCUAUAUUAUCCCUAUCUGUUAUUGGAGUUCUUGAGCUUGAAGAUCCAUUCAACAAGUCUCAAACAAUAGAGCUACUUAGGGAUGUGUUGGUUCCUACCAAUCAUAGGUUCUCUUCUAUCAUUGUUACAGACAAGAAGGGUGUACAAAGAUGGAAGAAAGUUGAGGUUAGGAUUGAAGAACACAUAGUGAUCCCCACUUUCCCAUUAGGGUUAUCAUCAGUGGAUGACUAUGAUGUUCAUUUCAACAACUACUUGUCCGAGAUAGCCAUGGAACCACUAUCAGGAACUAGGCCUCCAUGGGAAGUCCAUGUUAUCACAUACCCUACAAGAAAUGGUUGUGGGUCUAUUGUGUUCAAGCUGAACCAUGCAUUAGGAGAUGGUUAUGCUAUGAUGGGUACAGUUAUGUCUUGUCUUAAAAGGGCUGAUGAUCCUUCAAAGCCAAUUUCUCUUCCUUUGCCAUCAGGGAGAGUGGGUGGAGAGAUGAGCAAAUGGUCAAAAAUGGCAAGGUUUGCUUAUAGGUGCUUUAACACAGUUUCUGAUUUCAGUAGAGGGAUGUUGCAGGGGUUGGUUUUGGAAGACGAUAAGUCGGUAAUCCGGUCCGGCAUGCCACGAGUGGAGCCUGUGACGAUAGAGAUAUCAUCUGUUAGCUUCUCUGUGGAUCAGAUACGCUCCAUUAAGGCCAAAGUUGGAGCAACUGUGAAUGAUGUUAUAAUGGGGAUGAUCUAUUAUGCAAUCCAACUUUACAUAGUAAGAAAGGGGCAAAAUUCAAGUGGUGACACAAGUGUGACUGCACUAUUUGUUCAAAACAUGAGAAAGUUUAGGGGAGAUGAAAGCGUUGAAGACAUGGUAAAAGGCAAAAUAUGGGGAAACCAGUUUGGGUUAUGUAUAAUGCCACUACCCUCAAUUAGUGGUGAUGAUAUAGCAAAUGUGGAUCCCCUCAACUUCAUCAUCAAAGCAAAGGAGCAGACUAGUAGAAACAAAAAUUCUGCAGCUCUUUAUUUCUCUUCAAAAAUGCUGAACCUAAUGAGUUCCAAGGGGGCAACUCAAUUCAUCCAUUCUACCCUGAAGAACACAAGUCUUGUGGUUUCUAAUGUGCCUGGUCCAAUGCAAAAGGUGGUACUUCUAGGCCAUGCUCUCAAUAGCAUCUACUUUACUGUGGUUGGUACUCCUCAGAGUCUAUUUUUCACUGUAAUGAGUUAUAAUGGAGAACUUAGACUGGUGGCAAGAACUGAGAAGGGAUUUAUUGAUAGUGAAUUGCUAGUUUCCUUUAUAAAAGAAGCCUUUGAGAAGUUUGUUGCAGCAACUCUUGGAAAGGAUGCAAUGGUAGAAAAUUCAAAGAAUGGAUUCUCUUCUUCAGAUUCUUAAGAGAAAUUAUUUGAAGAAACUUAUUGGCCAAAUAUAUUAUUGUAAUAUUUCUGCCUCGAAUGUCUAGCAAAACUUGUAGCUAAUUUGACAUGUGGCCUCUUAUCUGACUACUAAGAUAUGUGGGCUCCAUCAACCCUUGUGAUUGUCAGGUUCAAACUCAAAUGAAACUUCUUUAAUUUACUA
Messenger RNA from Macadamia integrifolia, 1796 nucleotides. RefSeq names its product wax ester synthase/diacylglycerol acyltransferase 5-like. Gene Ontology annotation, cellular component: plasma membrane. Lineage: Eukaryota; Viridiplantae; Streptophyta; Magnoliopsida; Proteales; Proteaceae. The record is from RefSeq and is a predicted model, not a curated record. Gene Ontology annotation, biological process: triglyceride biosynthetic process. The transcript is spliced from 4 exons. Gene Ontology annotation, molecular function: diacylglycerol O-acyltransferase activity; long-chain-alcohol O-fatty-acyltransferase activity. The coding region runs from base 177 to 1613 and encodes 478 amino acids.